Messenger RNA from Vicugna pacos (alpaca), 1592 nucleotides. Lineage: Eukaryota; Metazoa; Chordata; Mammalia; Artiodactyla; Camelidae. The record is from RefSeq and is a predicted model, not a curated record.
CUCGGCCCCGGCCAGAGCUUCCAGACCGAGCAGACAUGACCUCGCGCAGGUGGUUUCACCCCCGCGUCAGCGGAGUUGAGGCGGAGAAGCUGCUCCUGUCCAGGGGCCAGCACGGGAGCUUCCUGGCAAGACCCAGCAAGAGCUGCCCAGGGGGCUUCACCCUGUCAGUCAGGCGCCACGAUGAGGUGACCCACAUCAAGGUUCAGAGCACCGGCGACUACUACGACCUGUAUGGAGGGGAGAAGUUUGCAACGCUGGCCGAGCUGGUGCAGCACUACACAGGCCAGAGUGGGGGGCUGCUCCGGGAGCGCGGCGGGGCCCCCGUCGAGCUCCGGCACCCACUGGCCUGCCAGGACCCCACGUCGGAACGGUGGUACCACGGGCACCUGUCUGGCAAGGAGGCCGAGAAGCUGCUGAUGGAGAAGGGACAUCCAGGCAGUUUCCUGGUUCGAGAGAGUCAGAGCAAACCUGGGGACUUUGUGCUAUCAGUACUCACACAGCAUCUGGACAAGGCGGACCACCAGCCACGGGUCACCCACAUCAUGAUCCACUUCCAGCCAGAUGGGAAGUACGACGUGGCAGGAGGGGAGCAGUUCGACACCCUGGGAGAUCUGCUGGAAUGCUACAAGAAGAACCCCAUGGUGGAGAGUUCGGGGGCCGUGGUUCACCUCAGGCAGCCCCUCAAGGCCACGAGAAUCAGCGCUGCAAACAUUGAGAGCCGUGUGCAGGAGCUCAGCAAGGCCACCGAUGCCAGCGGGAAGGCUAAGCAGGGCUUCUGGGAGGAGUUCGAGAUGCUACAGCAGCAGGAAUGCCGGCUCCUGUAUCCCCGGAAGGAGGGACAGCGGCUGGAGAACAAGCCCAAGAACCGAUACAAGAACAUCCUUCCCUUUGAUACCACCCGAGUCAUCCUGCGUGACGUGGAUGACAGUGUGCCUGGAGCUGACUACAUCAACGCCAACUACAUCAGGGUGGAUAGUGACCCAGAAGAGAAGCCAGGCCAUGGACUGGGCAAGGUGUACAUCGCCACUCAGGGCUGUCUGCAGACCACGGUGGCUGCCUUCUGGGCCAUGGUGUACCAGGAGAACACACGUGUCAUUGUCAUGACCACCAGGGAGGUGGAGCGAGGCCGGAACAAGUGUUUCCGAUACUGGCCAGAGCUGCAUGGCAGCCAAGACUAUGGCCGCCUGCACGUGUGCAAUGCAGCUGAGUACCAGGCCCAGGGUUACUGUGUGCGGGAGCUGCAGGUGUGGCGGCCAGACCAGGAGAGGUCGGCGCGCACAGUGAAGCACUAUCAGUACUUCAGCUGGCCGGACCACGGGGUCCCGGCCGAGCCCGCCGGCGUCCUCGGCUUCCUGGACGAGGUGAACCGGGCCCAGAGCAGCAUGCCGGGGGCCGGACCUAUGGUGGUGCACUGCAGCGCGGGCAUCGGACGCACUGGCACCAUCAUUGUGAUUGACAUCCUGGUGGACUUCAUUCGCAAGCAGGGUGAGCCGCCCCUGGCUGGCUGGCCCGCCCUGCCGACCCCGUCCACUUCAUCUCGCCCUCCCACCCCUCCCUACCGGCCCCGCCCCGCCCUGCCCUGAGCGCGCUCG